AUGAAUGACGACAAUUUUAAUUAUGAUAUGGACCACCAGUUUAUUGAAGAAGCUGAAGUAACAGAAGACUUCAAAGAAGCCGAUGGAGCUGUAAAAUCAAUAACACUUGAAAGCCAUGAAGAAAAUGAGAUGGAAAUUAAUGGUGAUAAAAGAGUGUGGGUAAAAGCUUCAGAUGAAUUGCUUUCAGAUCAAAUUAAAGAAGAAAUACAGGAUUGUGAGUACCAAACCAUUGUUGAUGUUAAAGAUGAAAUAGAAGAAGUUGAAGAAGAAGAGAUUAAAACACCAACAAUAUAUGAGGCAAUUCCACCACCACCCCCAGCAAUUGACAUUCAAGCGAAAAAAGUUGCCGUAUCAAAAGUUAAUUUCAAACCAGCGAAAAAGCCUAGGGGGCGUAUGGGUCGUAGACCUAGACCUAUAUUGCCAAUGACCCGGCCCAUAGCUUCUGUGAGUACUCCGCACUUGGAACAGGCCUCAACUCAACACCAGUUAAUUAUGCCUUCAACUCAAAUGCCUGGGAUUGCUUAUCAAAUUUUUCUGGGUGAUCAUGGAAAAAACUCAAACAAUCCAGUUCAAUAUACAAUGUUACAGCCACGACCAGUGUUUUUACAACAAUCUCCGUCAUCCGUCAGCAAUACUUCACCAGUGGUGAUAAGCCAAUCUUAUCCAAUGACUCGAUCCCAAGUUCCAUGUCCUAAAGUCCCCAAAAUUGCUCCUAAAAUUGUCAGUCAAACUUACUGUUCAUUUUGUUACAAACUUUUUAAAAAUAUGAAUGAACAUGUUAAAGAGUGUUGGGCUAAUCCAGCUAGUAAAAGCUAUAAGUUUAGAAAAAUUGCACCGUCUACUUCGUGUUAAACAAUUUCAUUAGAAUGAUAUGUUUUAUUAAUAAUCAUUUAAAUGUUUUUUUUAUUAAACUACUAUUGAAAAUUGUUGUAUCUAUAUAGACAUUAUAACAAAUUUAAAAUGUGUAUGAAUAUUUUUACAUGACGUGUUUAAAAUUAUAUUAUUGAAUUAUCAUUAACAAUUGAAUUUCAAUUAGUAUGUGAUGAUUUUACUUUCAUGUAUUAGAAAUAAGUAGAAACUUCUUGUGAUUUAUUGAAUAACAUUAACUAAUAGUAUUAUAAAAUGGAAUCUGACUUAACAAAAACUAUCUGUUCAAAAUCAAUAAUAAUUGUGUGUUUUGUAUUACUUAUUUGUAAAUAUUACUAAUCAUCAGAGUAAGUGGCUAGUGCUAUACAUUACUGAUUACUUAUUAGUUAUGAAAAACAAAUAUAUCUGUGUGUCUGGUAUUAAAAUAACAUUAAAUAUUACCGUAAGUUAUU
Messenger RNA from Myzus persicae (green peach aphid), 1319 nucleotides. RefSeq lists its product as uncharacterized. The record is from RefSeq and is a predicted model, not a curated record. The transcript has 2 exons. Bases 1 to 852 code for a protein of 283 amino acids. Lineage: Eukaryota; Metazoa; Arthropoda; Insecta; Hemiptera; Aphididae.